AUGGCCCUACUGUCAUACGCCUCUGGCGUGUUCACCAUCGCAACAUGGCCCGCAAGAAUAGCCUGGAAGCCUGUGGCAUUCUUCAUCAACGUCAUCCUCAUACUACUAUCGCCGCUCUUACUCAUGGCCACAUUUGUUCUGGGAUGGUGCCAAUCCGUCAUCGACUUCAUAGCCAGCCUCCAGUUGGCCUGCGGUGCGUGCAUCGGCAUCUUGGCUGGCCUGACUAUGGCUUGCACAUCAGGCAUCAUCACCUCUGUCCUCGGCAUGCAUGAUGAGAGGUCUCGUUCUCUCUCUGCAACGCCAAUGCCGGGGACACCUUUGUCAGAGCGGCCUGGGACUGGCAAAACAGAAGACUCAUCAUCCUACGAGACUGAUUGGCAGUUGUUGAACAAGCCGCCCCCAAAGAGACGGAGGCGAACUCCUGGACUUUGGUCGCAAACGAUUCAUGAGGAGGACGACGAUGAUUCAGAGAUUUGA
This is a messenger RNA of Colletotrichum fioriniae, 477 nucleotides long. RefSeq lists its product as uncharacterized. The record is from RefSeq and is a predicted model, not a curated record. NCBI's taxonomy places the organism in Eukaryota, Fungi, Ascomycota, Sordariomycetes, Glomerellales, Glomerellaceae.